CACUGACUUUGUUUUGUUCUCUCCUCCCUCACCAAGCAAAGCACUUAGCUCUGCCCCUCCCUCUCUCUCUCUCUCUCUCUCUCUCACUCUACUCCAAUUUUUUAUAUCUGAGAUCCGGCCCUAAGAUGGGCCUUAAUACGGAGUAUUUCUCUCAAGAAAAUGGAAUGUUAGGUUCCGAGAGUGAUGAUGAUGAUGACAGUGAACUAAAGGCGAGAUCUUUGAUUGGUAGAAUGAUUUGGGAUUUUGGGUUGGCCUGUAUCAUCCCGCAUCGACGGCGACGGAGCUCCGGCAAGGGUAAGGUCGGCGGGUUGAGCUCGUCGGAGCACAAUAAGGCUUGGUUGCUCGCUCAGUCCGGCGGGUGUGGCCGAUCCGAGACGAACAAUGCCGAGCCUCAGUCGGUCCACUCCUCCUUCCGGCUCAGUCUCUGCUCUCAGGUGGAGCUUGAAUCUAUGAAUGUCAUGAAUAGCCGCUCCCACGCCACCGUCUUGAUGGUGAAUUUGGAAAACGGGUCGACUGAUCCGGGCGGGUCGAGGGAGCUGAAAUGGAGGAGAUUUGAGUCUCUCGAGAGGAGCAUUUCCCCGGUCGCCCAUUCUUUACUUCGGUUUAGCUAUCAAGAAAUUGUGUCUGCCACUUCCAAUUUCUCCAAAGGUAGAGUUUUAGGAAGAGGAGCAAUGAGCUAUGUAUUUAGAGGAAGAAUCUGGUAUCUGAAAGCUGCACUGGCGAUUAAGCGGUUGGACAUGGAAGAUAAGGAGACACCAAAGGCAUUUUGUAGGGAACUAAUGAUUGCCAGCUCUCUACACAACCCUCACAUUGUUCCUCUUCUGGGCUUUUGCAUUGAUGCAGAAGCUGGUUUGUUUCUGGUUUACAAGUAUGUCUCCGGUGGAGACUUGGACUGUUAUUUGCACGAGAAGAGGGGAGCCAGUGGUAGUCCGGCUCUUCAUUGGUCAGCUAGGUACAAAGUUGCUCUUGGCAUUGCAGAAGCCAUUGGCUAUUUGCACAACGGAACCGAAAGAUGCGUUGUUCAUAGGGACAUCAAGCCUUCAAACAUUCUUCUUUCUUCCAAGAAGAUACCCAAGUUAUGUGACUUUGGAUUAGCUACAUGGACCCCUUCACCAUCUGUGCCUUUCCUUUGCAAAACUGUGAAAGGGACGUUUGGGUAUUUAGCUCCAGAGUAUUUCCAGCAUGGAAAAGUGUCAGAUAGAACUGAUGUCUAUGCAUUUGGAGUGGUCCUUUUGGAACUGAUAACCGGACGGAAACCAAUCGAAGGCAAACACGGAGGAGGAGGACCAGGGGAGGAGAAUCUGGUCUUGUGGGUAGGCGAGUGUCAUAAUAUGACACCAAGUCCAUUUGAGGACCCUACAGUAUUUCUGCUUGCUGCUGAAGUGGUUCCUACCCCUUCUAACCCCCUACAAACUCUUCUUAGCCCCCUAGCCCCACCAUCUCCAGGAGCAGGCUGGGGGUUAGAAAUGGCAAAGCCGCUGCUACAGCAAGGAUCCAUCGAAAAGCUAAUCGACCGGAGGCUCAAAAUCCCACAAAAGAAGGUGCGCGAGAAGGUGUCGCGAAUGGCGCAAGCCGCGGCCGCUUGUGUAAACAACGACGAAUCUCAGAGGCCCCACAUUGAUGCGAUCAUCGCCAUACUUAGAGGCUCUAAGCCUGGUAACUUAGCCAGGAAGAAGUCUACGAACCUCACUGGUAAUAAUGGCUGCGUUUUCGAGUGCUGUCCCCAGCUGUUGCAGCAGAGUAAGAGCCAAAUGAGGAGUCACUUUGAACUGGCUAUGGUGGGAGUUCCUGAGUUUGAAGAAGAAAGUUUUUACUGUCACUGAGGAAGAAGAAGAAGAAAGUUCUUUGUUUGGGUAAAAAUGUAGUGUGUGUAUAUAGAAAGAAAAGGGUAGCCUGUGGGGGAUUAUGUGUACCUGGUUCAUUUCCCAGCCUCAGUUUGUAUAAUCAGUUAACGAUAUUUUUUGUAUGAUUAAAGUUAUCUCAAGUUC
This is a messenger RNA of Cuscuta campestris, 1988 nucleotides long. Lineage: Eukaryota; Viridiplantae; Streptophyta; Magnoliopsida; Solanales; Convolvulaceae. The record is from the annotation of a GenBank genome assembly.